AUGGUCAUGGAUGCCUUCAAGGAUCCCGAGCGCAGCAAGCUGAGCGUGGAGAAAAUGUUCAACUUUCUGACGGAGGCGAUGACCAUUCACGGCAAGAAGUUGGUGCACGCUCCCAUGCCAGAUCUUUCCAAAUUGGGAGGAGAAUCCGUAUCUACUCAAGUUCCACUGGAAGCAAUUGUGAUCGCGAAGCCUGAUGAUGGGCUCCCAUGCAUUGCAGAUUUCCAGACGACCUGCCUUUCCUUCAUAUUCAAUGGAUCACGGCUCUACCGAGAGCCGAUCGACUUGUAUGUGAUUCCAUCUCAUGACAGUGAACCACCAAAGCUUGGGGUGAAGAAGGGGACAUCUUGCCUGUUGCUGCUGUUGAUUGCAAGUGAUCUGGAUCCUAUCAGCGCUAAGGAGCUUUGUGUUGCCGCGCAAGACCUGGUGCUGCCUUUGUUACACUCCUUUGAAGGGAUCUUCAACCUUCCAGUCUGCAUCAGUGCAGCCACUGAUCAUGAGCAGCUCUCAUUUGAAAGCAUUCAAUUGUCAACACAGGGUGCCGAGCGACAACGAAAAGACAUCAUGAAACUCAGCCUCAGGUUUGAAAUCUUGCUUAAAGAGCAGCGCUGUCUUCCAGAAAAUGAUGGGCUCAAUGAUGGAGAGCUUCUGAAGCAAAUUGUGGAUCGUUACAACUCCUACAGAGCAAAUACCGCUAUAAAGCGGUGGCAGCUGUCCGGAGACCAGUUGCAAGCGAUCUCGAAUAUAGUGACAGGGAUGUGUCAAGAUGCACGUGACCUGAUCCGUGUGCACUUGGACUUUGAAAAGUGGGAGGAGUCCGGCUACAAUGAGUCAUUGCUUCGUUCAAGACGACAUCGGUUGAAUGAGUCACCAAAGAACGUUUCAGCAGAUUGGCAGCGGAUUUUGACGGUUUCAGAGGACUCCCAGAUUAUGGCCUUUACUGUUUACAAUUAUUGGUGGGGGCUCAAUGCAAGAAAGGUGAAGCGCACGAUGAGGAACAGACUCAGAUGGAGCGAAGAGGUCUGGAAUCGUCAUAUUGACAGGUGUUGCGUUGUGACAUGGGCGCUCGAUGCUUGCAAACCCAAUCCAGAUAUACCCUGGCUGCAAAGCAACUUCCUGGAUCCAAGGGACUACAACCAAGAUUUGGACGCCCUUCUCCUUGGAAAACCGAAGUUGACACCGGAAAUGACAUCUAUGUGGCAGGAUUGUGUCGGCAAACAAAUCCUCAAGAAGUCCGCCACUGCUGCCAGUAAAGAUAUGAGCACAGAAGUUGAGGACGCAGAGGAACGGCUCCGAAAUGCUGAAUAUGAUGUGUGCAUUACCAGUUUGGCGUCCGACUACAAAGAAGCUGUGAACUUCAACCUGAAGCGCACCAAGGCUCUAGGAGCCUUCCAGCGCCGUGUGAUGUCGGAUGCUGCGCAGAAAUUCGAAGGAGCAGACAUCAGUAAGUUGCACAACUUGGGUUUUGUCGACGUGACCAAGUUUGGGCGAUUGUCUGCAGUGGAGAUUGACGAGGUGGCACUUGAUGUGAUGCUGGAGCUUCAGGAGAGCGCCUACUUGGACUGGAAGAAUGCCCGUGGUCACAUGGCUAACACGACGCCCAAAUUUGGUGCUGAGCCAGAUGUCACAGAGAUCACAACACCAACAAGGCCAACCUUGAAGUUGCGCGCAAUGUCAGCUGACGGGCACUUGCAAAUCCCAGAAGCUGUUCGCAAGAAGUGGCUGGCAGAUCCGAUUCACAGCAUCUUGGCCUUGAUGUUUGUGGAUUUGGGGAAACCUGCAGUGGAGAAUGCGACAGCGACUGAAGUGGAGGAUGCGCCACCAAAAAUGACUGCCGAAGAGUUCAAGCAGAAAUUCCCAGAGAUCAAGAUCAGUGUCACCUUAAAUAUGGGACAGAAUGUUGUUCUUCAUUGUGUCGAGGGUGGCCAGCUGUUCUUGACCACAGCAGCGAAAUUCCGACUGGUUGGCGUGAAUGCCAACAACCCGAAACCGCUGCUGUGCUAUGCUGGAGGAACAUGGAUCUCAGACAACGCCAAGGCGAAGGAUUACUUGAGCAAGCCGACCAAUGAAGACAAGGUAGUCCUCGAGGAACAAGCUCAAGGCCAACCUGCGCAGGAUUCGGCGCCAACAACCUUGUUCAACUUGAUGUUGACCCUCGAGAAGCGCGGCAUUUUGGAUUUUGCAGUGACUGGCCACAAGGUCCAGAGGCUGUGCCAGUUCAACGUGUUGCGCGACCUCUUGGACAAGGAUGCAGUGAUGGAUGUGGUGCCAGCGACUCCAAUUGCAGAACCUGACAAUUUUGUGGAAUCUGGCAACGCAAAAGCUGAUGCGCCUCCAAACCUUCAGCAGAAACGUGCACGCCAGCCUCAUGUUGGGUUACCAGUGCAUUUGGAAAAGGAAGCUGCCGUUGAUGACAAGCAUGCAGAUGAUGCAAAUGUCUCGGAGGAGAAUGCACAUUCACUUGCAUUCAUUGGCAGUUUGUUUGCUUUCCUGCAGUGA
Messenger RNA from Durusdinium trenchii, 2496 nucleotides. Lineage: Eukaryota; Dinophyceae; Suessiales; Symbiodiniaceae. The record is from the annotation of a GenBank genome assembly.